Messenger RNA from Loxodonta africana (African savanna elephant), 1212 nucleotides. It is a transcript of the gene FANCF, whose product is annotated as FA complementation group F. The transcript has a single exon. Lineage: Eukaryota; Metazoa; Chordata; Mammalia; Proboscidea; Elephantidae. Gene Ontology annotation, cellular component: Fanconi anaemia nuclear complex. Gene Ontology annotation, biological process: interstrand cross-link repair. Bases 35 to 1099 code for a protein of 354 amino acids. The record is from RefSeq and is a predicted model, not a curated record.
GGGGGAAUGCGGAAGUGAGGCCUUUGCACGCCACAUGGAGCCGCUCCUGCAGCACCUGGAGCGCUUCUCUGAGGUUCUGGCGGUCUCCCGCACUACCCACGUAAGCACCUGGGACCCCGCGACCGUGCGCCGGGCCUUGCAGUGGGCUCGCUACCUGCGCCACAUCCAUCGGCGCUUCGGCCGCCAUGGCCGGAUCCGCACGGCUUUGGAGCGGCGACUGCACAACCAGUGGAGGCAGGAGAGCAGCCCUGGGCCUGGUCCAGUCCCCGGACUGACGAACUUCCAGUCCCUGGGGCGCUGUGACAUUCUGCUAGCUGUGCGUCUGCUGGAGAACCGGGCCCUCGGGGAUGCCGCCUGUCACCACCUGCUGCACCAGCUCUUUCCGGGCCCCGGCGUCCGGGACACCGAAGAGGAGACGCUGCAAGACUGCCUGGCUCGCCUCGCCCGCCGCCGGUCCGCUGUCCAUAUGCUGCGCCUCAGUGGCUACCGGGAGGAGGACUCGCUGGUGAAGACGCAGGCGGAGCUGCUGCUGGAGCGUCUGCAGGAGGUGGGGCAGGCCGAAGCGGAGGGCCCCAGCCGGCUUCUCAGCCGCCUGUGGGAGCGCUUGCCGCAGAACAACUUCCUGAAGGUGACAGCGGCCGCGCUGCUGCUACCGCCGCCGUCUACCCGGCCCCAAGAAGAGGAGUUGGCACUGGGCAGCCCCAAAGCACCCGGAAGGGGGAGGCAGGAACUGGUCCGUUGGCUUCUAGGAAAGCCGGACAUCAUGGUUGUCUUUUGUCGCAGCCUCCCAGCCAGCCUUUUAGCUUCGGUAGUAGGCCGCCAUCCAGCGCUUUCCCGGGUCUAUUUGGGUCUGCUAACAGACUGGGGUCGACAUCUGUACUAUGACCUACAGAAAGGCAGUUGGGUUAGAGCAGAGCCCCAGGAUUUGCCCUGGGAGGAGUUGUACGACAGGUUUCAAAGCCUCUGCCAGGCCUCUCCACCUCUGAAAGAUGAAGUUCUAACUACCCUGAAGUCCUGUAAGGCCCAGGAUGGAGAUUAUGAAGUCCCAGGGCUUAGCAUCUGGACAGAUCUGUUGUUGGCUCUUGGCAGUGGUACAUGAGACUGCACUGGGGAAAAGACAAGUUCUUGGUCUCACACAGGCCCCAGUGCUCUAUGGGCAACGUUCAGUUCAUUGCUGUCUUGAAUACAUGGUUUACAAAAUUAAAACUUCUA